AUGGCCAAAGAUAUUCUCGAUCAGUAUCUCAAGCUCAAGGAUUUGACAGGGGAAGUGGCAAAGAUCCCCAUUCACGACCUAGAACCGAUACACAAGAAUGAGCUUCAAAAACAGAUUCAAGCAGUCUCGCGCUCUGUUUCAGAGUUGGUCAACGAACUCAAGGAUGAAACAAAGAAACCGAAGGGGAGGUUCCGUGCCUUGGUGUCAGCCAUUGGAGAUCGAACUGUCUUAUUAGAGCGCCAAGAGGAAGCCGAAAAGCUCUACGCUUCUCUUGAUAAAGUAAGGACGGAAUUGCACGGGGUGAGAGAGACGCGCAGACAAGGAUCGCGCGUAGUUGGUGAGAUACGCUCACAUGCACCGGUAGCCGACGUGUUCAAGCCCAGCUUCGGAGGUGAAUUCAACUCUCCUACAGUGCUCGUUGAUUUGGACUCUGCCGGCGGCGGCGUUGUUCCUAACACAGUAGAGGGAAGGCUAAAGGCGGCUGUACUGAGCAACGGAACAACUUCGCAUGUAGGGGCAACGGCAGUUGGACAAGCCGGCGUCGGAAAAACAUGCGCCCUACGAGCAAUUGCACAUGAUAGAGAGGUUGUCGCGCGCUUUCCGGACGGAGUGUAUUUUUCAACGCUAGGGCAAGACGCAAGAGAAGCAGAGCUGAAACAACGACUCUGCAAUGCUGUCCGCAUCUCUGGGGGACAUGAAAAAGGGGACAAGCUGUCUAACCUGGCCGACCUGGAGGAGGUGCUAACAGGAGUUAAAAGUUGGUUUGCAGAUCGUCGAUGCCUGUUCAUCUUUGAUGAUGUAUGGUCGCGCAACAACAAUGACGAGAGGAUCCUGCUAAAACUUUCCACCCUUGCCAGCACCGCAGUGCGAAGUGGUGAGCCAGCGAGCAGGGUUUUGUACUCCACAAGAGAUCCGGAUCUAACAGAUCUGGGCGAGCAGGUUAAGUUUGAGCCGAGAAAAGGGCGUAAUGCGUACGACAUGCUGAUCCAUGCGAGUGGAGCAUCGCGUGGUGAAGUAGAAGAUCCAAUUUCGAGAGAGGCGAUUGGCGAGAUUCUUGACAUGUGUGCGGGACUACCACUGGCUCUGAAUGUAGCAGGAGUCACUGUCAAACGAUCAAGAGACGCUCAAAUCGAGGACAGACCAGAUUUGUGGACGUGGUACCUGGAAACGAUCAAAGAGAGUAAAGGGAGCGGGGGAAUCGGCGCGCAGGAAGCAAGGGGCGGGUACGAAUCGCUCCACGCAAUGUUGCGCUCGUCUUUACAGUUUCUGGACUCACGUGGCAGCGAAGGAUUUCCGCGUUUCGCGGAUAUGCACCGCGCAUUGUGUGUCAUGAAGAAACAGGAUGUAAUCCCUGUGGCAGUGUUGAAGCAUCUAUGGGGAACGCGCGAUGUGAACAUCGCAAAAAAGUAUGCGACGCAGAUGAACAGCGUGGGGUUGGUUGACAUUCGAGUUCUGUCGAACACUAAGAGCCAAGUGGUAAGUCUUCAUGAUUUGACGCACGAUUUCGCAGUCUUUGAAGCAGACCAGGUUGAAGACUUCAACUGGGACAAGCACUGCUGUCGGAAGCUGGUUGAUAACUAUCGGAAAGAGAAGGAUGUGGUCGAAAUAGUUGUUGAAGAUCAGGGCCCCGAGGCUAGCACGGCGGAGGAGGGAUAUUUUUUCGAGAAUAUUUGUCGACUGCUUUUCAGGGCAGAGCUGAUGGAAGAGCUGAGCUGUUUGCUUCGUAGUAGUAGGUGGACAAUCAAGGUGUUGCUAAGAAAAGCUGUGUGGCAACUGGUGGAAGCGGUGGGAGAGUUGAGGGAGGUUGUUAGUCAGAAACCAGAAUUGAUUGGAAGUGAGCAGUUAUCUGCAAUAAUUCUGGUGAUGCAAGCUGCGCGGCUGACUGCAUCGUCUUGCGAUGAGAGCGUUGCCGGUAUCUGCUUUCAGCUUUACAGUAGGACAAUGCACAAACGACACGUGAAGAGCGUGGAGAGUUUCUUGUUAGAGAUCGAGAGGUUUGCGCCCAGACCGUGGUUGUUCCCAAUUCGUCCAUGUCUAACUGCAGCUGGGGGGAAUUUGUUGGAGACAUUCGACACGCCUGAUUCAAAAGUUCAGAAGGUGACGUUCGAUACGAGCGGUGCAGUCGUUGGAUUAGCGUACGAGGAGUGGGGCGAAAGGGAGUUGGAAAUAUUCACGGGUACCAAACACGGGUCAUUUGACAAAACUAUUUGCGGCCCUUUCGGAUCAGAAGACGUCACGUCUCGCGUCACAGCUGCUUGUAUUUCCAAAGAUAGCAGCCGUGCUGUUAUUGGAUUCAGCAAUGGGGAAUUGAUUACUUGGUGCACCAGGAAAAACGAGCUUGUUCCAUCUUUCGAGGGCCAUUCCGCUGGGAUAUCCGCUGUAGUGAUAAGUAGUGACGGGAAACGAGUUGCGUCGGGGUCAGGUGACAAGACGGUGCGAGUAUGGGACGCUGAGACGGGAGUUCAAAUCGGCGAGACGAUGACCGGACACACAGAUUCGGUGAGGAGUGUGUCGAUGAGUGGGGACGGGAAACGAGUUGCGUCGGGGUCAGCUGACGAAACGGUGCGAGUAUGGGACGCUGAGACAGGAGGUCAAAUCGGCAAGACGAUGACCGGACACACGGAUUCGGUGAGGAGUGUGUCGUUGAGCGGGGACGGGAAACGAGUUGCGUCGGGGUCAGCUGACGAAACGGUGCGAGUAUGGGACGCUGAGACGGGAGUUCAAAUCGGCGAGACGAUGACUGGACACACGAAUUCGGUAUGGAGUGUGUCGAUGAGCGGGGACGGGAAACGGGUUGCGUCGGGGUCAGGUGACAAGACGGUGCGAGUAUGGGACGCUGAGACGGGAGUUCAAAUCGGCGAGACGAUGACUGGACACACGUAUUCGGUAUGGAGUGUGUCGUUGAGCGGGGACGGGAAACGAGUUGCGUCGGGGUCAGCUGACGAAACGGUGCGAGUAUGGGACGCUGAGACGGGAGUUCAAAUCGGCGAGACGAUGACCGGACACACGGAUUCGGUGAGUAGUGUGUCGAUGAGCGGGGACGGGAAACGAGUUGCGUCGGGGUCACGUGACAAGACGGUGCGAGUAUGGGACGCUGAGACGGGAGUUCAAAUCGGCGAGACGAUGACUGGACACACGAAUUCGGUAUGGAGUGUGUCGAUGAGCGGGGACGGGAAACGAGUUGCGUCAGGGUCACGUGAUAAGACGGUGCGAGUAUGGGACGCUGAGACGGGAGUUCAAAUCGGCGAGACGAUGACCGGACACACGGAUUCGGUGAGGAGUGUGUCGUUGAGCGGAGACGGGAAACGAGUUGCGUCGGGUUCAGAUGACUGGACGGUGCGAGUAUUGAACGCUGAGACGGGAAGUCGAAUCGGCGACACGAUUGCCCAUGAAUGUGAAGGAGGCGUAUGGCCCUUGAACACAUUCGGCAUCGAUAAGGGCAGAGCGUUUGUCGAACAGGGUGAUGGUACCAAAAUCACUCUGGCAGAGCUUGGAAGUGGAUUGGAAACCAUCGCGCUGAGCUUCGAGCGCGGGACUGUUGCCGUUGGUAUGAAGAGUGGUAUGGUUGGUAUCAUGGCAGUUGUGAGUUCGAAUCAUCCGAUGCCGUAGGAGACAGGCCCGUCGCAGCAACUCGAAAGGAGUGUGGUAUCGCACCAGGAAGUGGCCGUGGAGGUGACGCAUUCGGAAGCGCCAUGAGUUGUUGCAGUCUCCGCAUGUAUUAAUCGUGAUAUCAAGCAUGACAAGUGUAAACUAAAUCUUCACCGCCUCGUCAGUAUUGAAGUGAGUCCUGGUGCUUCUGACAUGGACGAAAACUGCGAAACGGUUGCUCAUGGAUGUGAAGGUAUUUGGCCCUUGAACGCAAUCGGCAAUGAUAAUGAUAAGUACAGAGCAUUUGUCGAACAGGGCGAUGGUACUCUACCAGAGCUAGGAGGAUUGCUAACCAUUGCGCUGAACUUCGAGCGCGGGACUGUUGCCGUUGGCAUGGCGAGUGGUAUGGUUGGUAUCAUGGCGGUUGUGAGCCCGAAUUAUCCGAGGCGUUAAGAGACGGGCCCGUCGCCGCAUGUCGAAAGGAGUGUGGUAUCGCACCAGGAAGCGGCUGUGGAGGUGACGCUAUCGGUAGGGCCUUGGCUUGUUCCAUUCUCCGCAUGCCGCAUGUGUUGAUCGUGAUAACAAGCAUGACAAGUACAAACUAAAUCUUCAUAUGGCACUCUGCCUCGUCAGUAUUGAAGUGAAACUCCGUGUGUCAUGGCUCGACCGGUAAGCGGGUAGUCAUCACGUGUGAUGCUUUGCAGCGGCGUAGGCACUCUAUACUGUGGGCACGUACAUGUCAAACCUCCUGCUUCUCUUCCCGAAGCUUCGUGUGCGUGUUUGUUUUUGAUGUCCGGUAGUAGACAUCUGCAACAGAAAUCUGCAACAUGACUGAAGUACUCACACUGCGUCAAGAGCGCGAUUACAGACCAUAUGAGCUCACGAGCAGAGAGACACAAUGAAACCCUUGAACUUGGAUACAAUUUCAUUGCAGUGACUGCGAAAGAAAGCGGUUCUCUUGCCGUCCGGGCACACUUGACAUACUUGUGCGCCUUUCUGCUUCCAUGUGCAUGUAGACUGGUGGAUUGCGGUGAUUGUUUGGUGCGAUGCAGUUCGAGAACUCUCCAUGUGGGGUUGUGCUGUACCGUUCUAGAUAGCACAAGGCCAAGUGGCUUUUUUCAAUGCCAAUGGCCGUGGAUAUCCAACUGAUACUCAUUGCGUGUAUAAAUAUGUACGACGAUUAAUAA
This is a messenger RNA of Chondrus crispus (carragheen), 4775 nucleotides long. Its product is annotated as WD40-repeat containing. Lineage: Eukaryota; Rhodophyta; Florideophyceae; Gigartinales; Gigartinaceae. Gene Ontology annotation, molecular function: protein binding; ADP binding. The record is from RefSeq and is a predicted model, not a curated record. The transcript is spliced from 2 exons. The coding region runs from base 1 to 3609 and encodes 1202 amino acids.